AUCAUUGCAACUGCGACAUCUUCCUUUGAAGGCCAUGAAGGAACGACGCAUACUCCAGUGAUCUUCGAGGCUCUCGAAACAAAAGUAAAGCUCUCAUCUCAAGAUACACAAAGAUAUGCCGGAAUUAUCAAUAAUGCCACCUUGGCCAAGAUUUUUCGCGAGUUUACUAUCAAAGCCGAUGCCAAACUGGUAACCUCGACAAAUUCGAGAAAAAAGACUUCAAAAAAAGAGGUUAAAGGUUAUCGUUCACCAGUUGAUUGCCCGGUUCGAAUUGUCCUGUAUGGGCUUGCUACUGACCAAUAUACCAUCGGUCAUAUUCUUGGAAAUGCCGGAUUCUAUUUUCAACAUCCACUGCCUUCAGAGUAUGAUAGCAGUAUGCAGUAUCGCAACCCUCAUUAUCUGCUUCGUCCAGGGUCCCAAUUGCCGACACUGGAAGAAGAUUCCGCAACGGGAUGUGGCCGGAAGGUGGAAUCAGAUUUGCUUAGCACAUCAAAUAAAGGGCGAUUUAUGAGACUCUUUGAUGAAGCCAGCGAUUUUAUCUUGAGGACAAGUAUCGAGCCGAGUAGUCGCCUCAAGUCCACAUUAAAAGAGCAUCAACUUUUCGCCUUCGCCUGGCUGACUGCAAUUGAAGCUGGAGGUGUACGAGAUGGACACCCGUCACUAUGGGAGCCAUUAUCUGGGCCAGGCCCAACAAAUGACAUCCUGGCUUUGAUCUGUGCAUCUUUGGAUGUCGUGGAUAUCCAAAGGAACGAAAGUGGAGAUACGCAGCCUAGACAAUCUUGGACAACGCUUAUUGUCACACCAAAGUCAAGCAACCACAUUCAUCCAGGAAGGAUAACAACUGCAAUAUAUCUUGGCUCGGGCCGCAAAACUCUUCGGGACGUCCUUCUAAACUCAGAUGUAAUCUUGACCACUUACGAAACAAUGAGACGAGAUUGGGAAGAAGGUGGGCCUUUAUUUAGUGUGCAAUGGUAUCGGGUAGUCCUUGACGAAGCACACCAUAUCAGGACCAGGAACUCUCAAACUUUUAAAGCGGCCUGUGAUAUCCAGGCUUUGUACCGUUGGUGCUUAACUGGGACCCCAAUUCACAACUCUCUCGAUGACUUUGCGGCACUUCUAAGCUUUGUCGGGGUGCCGGUCUUUAUGAAGAAAAAUCUAUUCGAUUUUUGGAUAUCAAGGCCAAUUAAAGAAAAACACUCAUACGGCUUGAAGAGACUUGGCUUGCUGAUUAAAGGCACCUGUCUGCGGCGUACAAAGAAGAUGAUUGAAUUAUCGCAUCCAUUACCUGAUCGACGAGAGAAGAUAACGUGGGUAGAAUUGACACCGAGAGACCGCAAUUUAUAUAGCUUUUUCGAAAAAGAGGCUGCCAACAUUGCAUCAGGAUCUUAUUGGCACAAUAAUGGACAUCCGAACUCGAGCGAUCGACAAAACAACAAUAUCUUAAAACUGAUCAAUUUUCUUCGCUUGAUCUGCGACCAUGGGGAGCAACUUCUUCCACGGUCAGCUGUUGAAAUUUGGAGUGCAGAUGGAGAUAGAAUCAUUGACUGGCAGAACUUUCAAGAGCUUCAAGUGGCAUGUGAUAUGUGCGGCCUGAAGAUUGACAAUUUCCAGGGUUGGUCUUCGAUCGAACUCGACAAAUCAUACUCACCAGUCAUAUGCAAAACAUGUCACGCCAGUACUAGAGAAAAUGGGUCUGGGAUUGAAUUCACAAACCCCCAAAACUCUAUGCUUAUUCCUAAUGGCAGAGAAAGUCCGUGUUCUGCAGCUAAAAUCCGAGCAGCUCAACAGUCACCGAAGCUGAAGGCUUUGAUUGACAACCUCCGUCAGGAGCAAUUUCUUCCAGCUCAUUGCAUAUCGAAUCCGCCAAUCAAAAGUGUUGUUUUCAGCUCCUGGACUAAAAUGAUAGACCUAACCCAGCAAUGCCUCAAGGCCAAUGGCUUUGUCUGUGCACGAAUUGAUGGUCAAUUAAGUCUAGAAGGACGAUCAAAGGCAAUAAAACAAUUUAAUUUGGAGCCUAAGUGCACCGUAAUGCUUGCAACUAUUGGUAGCGCUGCUGAAGGAAUCGAUUUAACAGCUGCUAACAACGUACAUUUGCUCGAGCCGCAUUGGAAUCCAAUGGUUGAAGCUCAGGCUCUUGACCGUGUACAUAGGAUAGGACAAUCACGAGAAGUCCUCGUAACAAGAUAUGUGACGAAAGACACGAUAGAAACGUACGUGCAAUGGAUACAAAAAGAAAAGCUCAGACUCAUCCAACAAUCACUCGAUUCUCAGAAUAAUUCUCAAGUAGAUAUCAGUGAUCAACGAUGGAAGGUAAAAAGCCAAAAAAACAUAAACUUUUUUUGUGAAAACAGCUAA
This is a messenger RNA of Trichoderma harzianum CBS 226.95, 2355 nucleotides long. RefSeq lists its product as hypothetical. Gene Ontology annotation, molecular function: ATP binding; ATP-dependent chromatin remodeler activity. The annotation marks the transcript as partial. The transcript has 8 exons. The record is from RefSeq and is a predicted model, not a curated record. NCBI's taxonomy places the organism in Eukaryota, Fungi, Ascomycota, Sordariomycetes, Hypocreales, Hypocreaceae.